This is a messenger RNA of Rubroshorea leprosula, 2616 nucleotides long. NCBI's taxonomy places the organism in Eukaryota, Viridiplantae, Streptophyta, Magnoliopsida, Malvales, Dipterocarpaceae. The record is from the annotation of a GenBank genome assembly.
AGUCUUCCCUUUCCUUUUCUCCGCGGAAAUCCCAGAACCCCCCAGCCCCUAUACCUCUCAAUUGUCGUUUUUUUUUUUGGGAAUUUUCCCUUUAUUUUGGGGGGGAAAGAUAACAUAUUUUGAGUAGAACAUCUUUGAUUGCAUCUGGGUCUUUCUUAAUCUUGAGGUUUUGGGUUCGGUUUGGUGGUUUCUUGGAGGAUUUAUUGUUGUUGAGAAAUGGGAAGUAGAAGAGAAGAAGAGAGAAACGAGAAAAUAAUAAGGGGCCUCAUGAAGCUGCCUCCUAAUCGUAGGUGUAUCAACUGCAACAGCUUGGGACCUCAGUAUGUUUGUACGAAUUUUUGGACUUUUGUUUGUAUGACCUGCGGUGGAAUACAUCGUGAGUUUACUCAUCGUGUGAAGUCUGUUUCCAUGUCUAAGUUUACUUCUCAGGAAGUUGAUGCUCUUCAAAAUGGCGGUAAUCAGCGUGCACGAGAAAUUUAUCUGAAGGAUUGGGACAUGCAAACACAACGGUUGUUUAGUAGCAGCAAUGCUGAUAAAGUCCGCGAGUUUAUAAAGAAUGUAUAUGUGGAUAGAAAUUAUGCUGGAGGAAAGAGCUCAAAUAAGCCUCCAAGAGAUAUGCAGGGCCUUAAAAACCAUGAAGAUGAUACAAGGCGUGCCAGUUCUUAUCAUUCAUAUUCUCAAAGUCCACCUUAUGAUUAUCAGUAUGAAGAUCGCCAUUGCAGAAGACAAGUUGGUUCCUUUUCUAGAAAGCCUGGUUCAGAUCGAGGAUAUUACAUUGGGAAAAUUUCUAGUUUAAUUGGCAGUCCGGGUAGCUUAAGUGAUCAAACAUUUGAGGAGAGUUUCGCAAAUGAGGGUUCUGCUCCUAGGGCUUCAGACUACUCACUGUUUAGUGGUGGUGAUCCCUUCAGACAUGGCACAGACUCUCCAAGUUUUCAGGACAGUGGAUUUAGUAGCCCAACUAGUCAGCCUUCUAGAGAGGUUUUAAGUGAAGAUACAAGGCAUCAAACAAUCAAUUUAUUUGCUGAGCCAAAUCCCCCCAUAGCUGCACAAGGGAAUCCCCAUAUGCAGAGAACCACAUCCUCAGCAAGCACUGGAUCAUUUGAUAGCAACUUUACAUCUUUCAAGUCAUAUAAUACAAGCAGUAUGGUUGAUGUUGUCACAGAAUCUCACCAAACUGUUGGAUCCUAUCAGGAUAAUGCAUCUACUUUUCCACGAUCAUCUGCUCCUGUGAAUUAUGGUGGCCUGGAUCUUUUUAAUGCACCAGAGUCUUCUGCACCUCCCCCAGCUGAUUUUUUUCUACCUGCAGCAUCAUCAGUUCCAUCUACAGAAAUGUUCCAACCAGCUACAGUUCCAGCCACAAGUUUGCAUCAACUUCCUCAAAUUACUCCAUCCAUAGACUUAUUUGCUCAGAUUGCUGAGCAUUCCUCAGCUGUGAAAUUGGAUGUUAAAUCACCAGAAUUAUCUAUACCUAAGAAUGAAGGUUGGGCCACAUUUGAUACUCAGCCUGCAGCAUCCAAUCCAGGGAUUGAAAAUCAUUCUGCUGAAAUGCUCUGCAAUGGAGAUUUUUCAUUAAAUUUUGAUAAUUUUUCAUCCUUAAAUGCAAGUACGCCAUGGCCACUGUUUGAAGGCCCUGGUGCUGCUGGUGCUGGGGCUGCUUCGUCAGUAUCUAGUCCAUGGCAGGAAGGCUUGCACAAUGUUCAAGCUCCAACAGUUGCAGCAAGCACUCAGUCAUGGAAUUCUUUUGAAGAUUUUGUUGGACAGAAUUCUCUGGAGGGUGUUAAGCAAAAGCAAAGCAAUGAAAGAGAUGUACUAGCAUACAGGUCUUCAGUAAUUGCUGAUCACAAUCCAGGCCUAGGAGUUUCAGAGGAUUCUAACAAUCAUGGGAUUCAAAGAGCUGCCUAUCAUCCAGGGACAUUUGUUUCCACUGUAUCAUCGGACUUUGGCAUGACACCAUUUUCUAGUCCAUCGAUGUUUCAUCUUGUGGGAGAAAAACAAUCGCAUGCUGCUGAUCAGAAAUCAAAUAAUCCAUUUGAUCUUCCUUAUGAUUCUGACAUGGAACAUAGCAACAUGUUUUUUGAUAUGAGUUCUCUACAAGCUGCACUUCCUAAUUUUGAAAUGUCAUCUACCCUUGUUACUGGUGUGUCUGAACAAUGGUUUCCGCACAAUCCAGUGACACCUUUUAUCCCAGCAGUGCCACAAGGUGGCCUAGCAUAUGUACCAGGGCAACCACAAAGCUCUCAAUUACUGAAUGUCCAGGCACAGGGACCUGUUGCUUCUGUUGGAGGAAAUCCCUUUGCAUAAAAUUUCAAAGGUGGUGGCAGUAUUCUAGUGCCAAUGGUAGCAUUUGAAUCCAAAUUAUUUUGGUACCAUUCUUUUUGAGUUCUUUACCAAUUUACUAGUGUUGAAAUAUCACAGUUUUUGAUUACAUUCAAUCCAGGUCGCAUGUUUGUAUGUGAAUUAUGUUUGUAAUGUUGGCCUAACAAAAAUAUAUUAGGAAUGGUGAUGGAUAAGGUAGUGCAGCAGCAGAAAUUGGAUUUCCCAUGAACAUGUAUUUGACAACACUCUUUUAUAUGUACAAGAAAUUUGUUAAUCUAAAAAUGAAGAUUAGUGUUAUUA